UACUUACUAGCCAUUUUGUCACAACAUUAACCUAUUGUUGUGAUGUGUCUAUCUCGAAUGAGUUAUGUCUAUUCCAAUUUAAUUAUACAAGCACUCGUAUUAGAAGGCUCUACGAAUAAACAAAAGUGUGAACACGGGAAAGGAAGUGUUCGCCAGUGAGAAAACGAACUUAACGUCGCCUCAAAUGUCAAAUUUAUCGAAUAUUCGUUAUGCUCUCCAUUGCUUACCGCCGGAUGGUGACAUGAAUCAGUGAUGGCUCUCAAACUCUGCGUCAUUCUAACUCUGUCGCAUCGUAUCAAGUGUUGAAAUCGGUAAAAUAACAUUCGAUCGACUUUAAUGUUGUGUGUUAAGUGUGAUAUGAUAGAUAAAUCCUUUUAGAUGACUUUAAAACAGUGCACGAUGUUGGUAGUUACUGCUCCGUGCAGUCAAAAUGGCCGUCGGAUUUCGACGUUUUGUUCCGUGACGAGAAAAUUUAUAGCUAAUAGUUGCAGACUUGGAUACUAAAGUGAAUAAGAGCAAUAUGUGUGACCCAGAAGAAGUGUCUCAGGACGUGUGGAACAGAUGGAUAUUGGAGGCUAUUGCCAAGAUUCGAUCCCAGAAGCAACGUCCUUCGGUGGAAAGGAUCUGUCUUGCCAUCAGACAACACCACAACUACCACGAAGAUGUCAUCGGAGAACAUCUGGAGGUUGCUGUUAAGACUGGCACCAUUUUGAAGGUUUUCAACAAAGGUCAGAGCUCUUACAAGGACCCCAAUGGGAUGCAAAGCUCCAGAUCAUUAAACAUAGGAAAUGGUGCCGAUCUAACGAAAGUUGUAGCCAAAGCUGUCCGAGAGUUGGGGGAGAGGGAAGGUUCCUCUCUGAAGUCGAUCGAGAGGUACUUGAGACAAUCACACACAGUUUUGGAGACCCCGGAACACGACCUGAAGAGCUAUGUGAGGCUGGCUACGAAGACUGCAGUGGCUAGGAACUUGCUCAUCCAGGACGGAAAGUGCUUCAAGUUCAAUUGCAAGGUGAAGCAGAGCCCUCAGGGAAAGAAAAGGAAGGUUGUUGAGGACAAUGAGAAUAAUGUUCCGAAGGGCCCCACGUCUCUGCCGAUAUGCUCGGAAUGCCUGGGCACCGAGGCGAAGAACAAGAACGGGGUCGCCGAGAAGCUCAGCUCUUGCGAGGGUUGCGGAUCUCUGGUGCACCUCAGCUGCACCACGGCAGGACCGGAGUUGGCAGCCCUGAUAUCGAAAGGUUGCCGGUGGUUCUGCGAGGAGUGCAAGACAUGCGACGGUUGCGGUAACACGGGAGUGUCGACUUGUCUGCUAUGCUGUUGUGGCUGCGAGCGAAAGUACCACAUGGACUGUCUGGACCCGCCGGCGGAGAAGAAGCCCAAGUGCCCCUGGAGGUGUAGGCACUGUUUGGAGCACCAUGAUAACGUCAGGACGAAGCCGGAAGUUGUUAGCAGCGCGAAGAGAAGACUGGAUAAGGUUAGAGAGAAGAAUAAGGAGAAAAAGCAGAAAUUAGUCACCCCCUCCACCCAGACGCCGAAAAGCGCACAGCGCAAAACAGCGAAGGAUACGGAUCGCUCGUCGCAGCUCUCCCUCUCGAGCGACGACAGCGAGAACAGCAGCGAUUACGAGGGUACGAUGUCCAAACCAACCACCACAUACCACCACCCACAACAGCCCCCCGCGCAACCGCCCUCCCACCACGCUCCCAAAAUCCCCACCCCCGCGAUAGAAACCGCCUCAGACCGCCUGGAAACGUCCGACCGCAUGUCCAAGGAGAAACAGAAGUUCUUCAGACUGUCGGCCUUCAACGCCGACAAGAAGAAGAACAACGACAAACAGAAAUUGCAAAACAAUUUGAAAGAAGAACCUAAAAAUAUCAAACCUAGCCAAGAAAACAAUAACAGGAGGAACAACACGAAAGAAAAUAUACAAAACAAGGGGUCUAACCAGCCGAAUAACAGGCAGAACAAAAAGGAUGUAGAUAAGCAGCAACAAAAGGUCGAAACGAAAAAUCCCAAAAGAACAACACAACGAAGUACUACAACAGCGGACAAAGCAAAGUUGUGUCCGGUGCUUGACCGGAUAGAUCUCACGAAUAAAACGAAAAACGCCAGCGAACUAUCCGAAUCCAGCAGUGAGAAUUCGGACGAAGACCAGACGAAAGAAGGUAGUUCGUCGUCUAGUAGUUCGGAUUGCAGUAGUUCUUCGUCUAGUGAAGACGACGAUGAUUCGUCGUCCGACAGUGACACCUCUGAAGAUAUCGACGAUAAGAAAAACCAAUUGAGGAACAUCAAAAUACCGCCUAUAUUCAGUAGGACGAAAGAAAAGGUCGAAACUUUCGGCAGUAUCAGCGGCAUAAGCGUAGAUAAGGACGAGCCUUGGGGCUUUGCUGCUGCAGCUGCCAAAUUGAAAGAUAGCGACAAGGUCGAAUCGCCGUUCGGUAAAUGCAAAGAUAAAGCAGUCUCGGAAACCAAAAAGGUCAUUCCAGAAAAACAGAGCGUAAAAAACGAUCAAAACAAUAGCAACACAGAAAAGGGUAACAAUAACAAAGGGCUCGGUCAGCUCAAAGGACUAUUCGAUGGGUUGUCCCAUCUGUUCUCUCCACCGAGCGAAUCCAGAGCUAGCAGGUCCACCCCUAACUAUAACCCUACCAGACGAAAGCAUAAGGAAGAAGACCAACCUGCUAAAACCGAGACCAAACCGCCAAAACCGGAACCUGUCCGAAACCAGACCCCAAACCCGGAAGAACCCUUGAGGUCUUCCUCCAGAUCGAGAAACAGAGACAGGAGCUCCGAGAUUGAGGAGUCCCAGAAGGUCAAGAAGCAAAUGACCCCUUCCAACCUGGUCAAAACGGCCGUGAACUGUAAGAGGCUAGAGUCCGAAAAGAGGACGAGACCAGUCAAGACCCUUGAGACUGAGAAUGCGGUCGGCCAGGGAUCUGCGGCGGUCAAAAAAUCGUCGGAGACCUCCGGUAGCCAGUGUGGUAUUACAGGGCGUUCCAAAAAGCGUGACACGGCAAGCCAUAUCAGCUACCAGUUAUCCCAGAUCGGCAACAAUCAGACGGAAGAUAGACCGCCUCCUUUGCCUCCUGGGGUCAAUCAGAAGGAUGUGGAUCUUUUCAAAGAAGCCAGAGAGAAGGCCAACAAGAUAACGAUAGUAAAUGAGGAGAAUAAUCCACUCUCUUCACCGUCUAUGGCAAUGGUGAACCAAGGGAGGUGUCCUGCGGCUAUCGAAUUCGGAAAAUACGAAAUAAGUACCUGGUACUCAAGUCCUUUUCCCCAAGAGUACGCGCGUCUACCCAAACUAUUCCUCUGCGAGUUCUGCUUGAAGUACACGAAGAGCAAAGCAGUCCUGGAGCGUCACCAAGACAAAUGUACCUGGAGACAUCCACCCGGCACGGAGAUCUACCGUUACCAGAACUUGUCGGUGUUCGAAGUUGACGGUAACGUCAACAAGAUAUACUGUCAGAAUCUCUGCCUGUUGGCCAAACUGUUCCUGGACCACAAGACGCUCUACUACGACGUGGAACCAUUUCUGUUCUACGUGUUGACCAAGAACGAUAAGAAGGGCUGUCAUUUGGUCGGAUACUUUUCCAAGGAGAAGCAUUGUCAGCAAAAGUACAACGUAUCCUGCAUAAUGACGAUGCCUCAGUACCAGAGACAGGGAUUCGGCAGGUUUCUGAUAGAAUUCAGUUAUCUGUUAUCCAAGGAAGAAGGCCAACCAGGCACACCGGAGAAGCCGCUUUCGGACUUGGGUCGAGUUUCUUAUCACGCCUAUUGGAAAUCCGUGGUGCUCGAAUAUCUGGACAAACACAGGGACAGUCAGCUCAAACUAACGGACGUCAGCAAAGAAUCUGGAAUGUACUGCCACGACGUCGCCACAGCCUUACAACUGCUCGGCUUCGUCAGGCCAGAAAUUACCGAUAAAGGAGUGUCGGUUGCAAUAGCGGUUGACUGGAAAAAGGUGGACACGCACGCCGAAAGGGUGAGAAACAGCAAAACCAGGAUAGCCAUCGAUCCAGAAUGUCUCAGAUGGACACCGCUGGUCAGCAACGCGGUGAAUCCCUUCAGAGAGGAAAAAUCGGAUACCGAGAAAGAUACCAGCGUACAAGAAACUGCUGACAUAAUCGUACCUCAGCCCGAGAAGAUAAUUUUGGAGACCCCCGGUGUCAAACUGAAAAGGGGUAAAAAGAGGAAGAUUUCCUACAGUCCGAGAACUCCCAAACUACCAAAAUCGGAACCGAAGACACCCGCUGCAGCCGCCCUCCCUGUUGCCGAUAAACCCCUCGAAGAAGAGAUCGAAAUAACCUCGUCGGGUAGAAAGAGAACGCGUCCACUAAAAUACAACGAAACCACGUACGCGGACGUCAAGAAGGAGAACAAGAGGAGAAGAAACGAUUCUUCUGCCACCGAAAAAGACCUGGAGGAAGUGAAGAAAAAGGUUAAAGCCGAAGUGACCCCGGUUGCCUCCAAAACUCCCAAACGUAACACGAAUAAUAGCAACGCCGCCGCUGUAGAAGAGACUCCGAAAACUGUCCUGAAGGACGAGAUGUUAACUUCAACCGGUAGAAGGAGAAGAGGCACUGUGCCAACCAAAGAGAAGGUAGUCGGGGAGAGGUGGUCUCAAAGAAGGGCUAAGAAGUUGGAGUUGGAGGAAAAAGUUAAGAUGGAGAGUCAAUCUGAGAAAACGGAGGAAGGAGAGGAAGAUCCAGUGCAGGAAGAACUAGAAGUAGAACCAGUGAAAGAAUCUACCAAAAAGGAAGAUGAGGAAGUAGAUAUCGAGAAAUCCGUCCAAGAAUUGGCACCAACACCUCAGAUUAAAAAGGUCAGAAAGAUGAAGAAGAAACGCGGUUGGGUAAAGGGCAGACCACGCAACAGCACCUCGAAACAACUCACCCUACCGGAGAUGAUGCGGACCAAACUGCAGAAGGAGAGCGAAAGUGAAUCUCUGAUAUCCGAGAAAUCAGAUGAUGAAGUGGUUCCCAAAGAAACGACGUCAGUAUCGGAAGAUCCUGUGGUUACAACACCUGAAAAAACCGAAGGAGCGAGAACUAAACCCAAAGAGAAGAGGAAGAGCACGCCUAGAAUAUCUACGGAGGAAGAUUCUAGUGCUGAGGCCGACGAUGAGAUGGAAAAAGACGAGCUACCGCCCAAAGAAACAUUGUCACCAGCUACCAAAUACAAACUGAACAAAUUGAGUCCGACCAAAGAUAAAGAACUCAGGUCGCCGAUUAAGAAAGAAUCUCCCGUCGUAGCCAAAGAAGAGAAAGCGGAAGAAGCUCCUGCUGAAGGUAAAGUCAAAACGAAGUCGCCUUUAUAUUCUACAACUUCAGAAUCUGAGACCGAAAUAGACGGUCAGAAGAUAAAGACGAUAUCUCAUAAGGAGAUCAUGAUGGAUAUCGUCAAACAGGCUACGCCCGAAACCUCGCCCACUAUUUUACAGCAAACCAAAGAAGAAGUCGAAACAUCAGAUACGGUCAAAACGUUACCUGAUCCUAUUAAGAACGAGGAACAAACGGAAAAAUCCGAGGAAGGUAUUGAAAAGGGCGCCAAAGAAGAAGCUAAACCAGAGGCCAUGGAAAUCGAGAAGAUAGAAAGUGAACCAAUAGAAAACGUACCUGAAGAACCGAUCGAAAACGAAUCGACACAACCUGUAGAUAUGGAGAUCGAGACCGAUUCGUCCAAAGAAGUCAGUCCUGAACAAUCAUUGAUAGAGAAUGUUCAAAAACCGGAGGAGAAACCCAAAGAGGUGCAAAGCGUUGAACCGAAUCCCCCAGUGGUUGUGAUAGAAGAUGAACCACCUCGAACGCCCCCAUGUCAACCGAAACAGGCGUCGCCACUGAAAUCUGAUCCUCCAGAGACUCAAACGCAGAUACAACCACAACAGUUGCAACCGCAACCUAGUCCACAACAGUUGCAACCGCAACCGAGUCCACAACAGUUGCAAAUGCAACCGAGUCCACAACAGUUGCAAAUGCAAAUGUCGCAACAACUUCAACCGGCGCAGCAGUCGCACUCUCAGGUUCAACAACAACCUUUAAUAUCGACCCAAACACAAAUGCCCCAGCAACCACAACAGUCACAACUUCAGAUACAAAAACCUCAUAUACCGCAGCAUAAUCUGCCCCAACCUCAACAUCAGUCUCAACCUCCUCCUCCUCAAUUUUCUCAGCCACACAUGCACAUUCUGCAACAACAGCAAAAACAGCAGCAUCCGAUAACAACUUCCCAACCUUCCGUUGCACACCAAACUCCCCAACUCCAAAAAACCGAAAACAGGCCUCUUGCUGUCGACGACAAAAAAAUGCAGAGCGAUAGAGAGAAACAGAGGACGGAACCCGCAGCUCCUAAGGUGGAGUCUGCGACGGCUCCACCCAAGCACAAGAACGAACCAUCGUAUUUCAACUCGACCAUGCUCCAACCUCAACAUUUGCCGUUCAGUCAACCGGAACCAGUGAUGAGUUCUUGCGUUUCACACGCUUCAACGCCUAUCAAUCCCGUCAUGUCUCAACCUUUGAUGCCCGUUACCUUACCACCCGUUCCGAUGACCACGCAAUCGGAAGCUCAUCAUCAUCAUCAUCAGAAAGAGUCCUUCGGUCAGAACAACGCGAAAGUGGAAAAAUCACAAGAACGGCCCCAACCUCAGGUCAAACCGGCGGAAAAAGAGACUCCCAGGGAAGUCAAGGAGAUUUACCAACAGCAGCAGCAGCACAGGCAAACCAUCGAACACCACCACGUACACCAAGACCACAGAAUACAGAACGAGACCCAGAAAUACCAGUCUUCUUCGUCCAGCAACAGACCCAGGGAGGAAACGCAGAAAACCCGGCAAGAGGUCGUGCACAAAUCGAAACGGGAAGAAGAGAAGAGACACCACGUCAAAUCGAGUCACGAGGAAAAGUCGGCUUACGAUAAGACCAAGAUGCAGCUGGAACAGGAGAAUCUCCUGGCCACCCAGUACGCGCAGUUCAACCAAUGGCAGUGGGAAAGAUUGGCUUGGGAGAAGACCUACCCGAUGGGCUACCAGGGCUAUCCCAUGCCUUUGCAGUUCCCCCAUCUGGACAUGCUGCAGACGACGGCCGCUCCCACUAACCCCAAGCAGCAGACACCCGAAAAGGACAAAUCGAAAUCUCACAGACACGAGUCCAAACAGAGCAGCGGUGGUGGUAGUAGCAGUAGCAACAGCGGAAGGAGUAAAGAGAAGGAGAGGUCGGAUCGUGACAAGCAAUACCCGAGAAAGGAGGAUAAAAACAGGAGAUCCGACCAGGAUCAGAACAGGCAUCAUUCGUCGGACCAAAGGAUGAGCCACGCCAGCUCUGUUAUGACCCACCAGCCGAAAGCAAUGACUUCCUCCGACAAGAACAAGGGUAAACCUGAAACAAUCGACUCUAAAAACGACGCCGCGGACGCUCACGCAGCCUCCAAGCACACGCCGCCCGGUCCCAACCCCCAGGACAUCCCUUCGAUGGGCGUGUAUACUCCAGACUCCACGACCAACUCCGUGCACAGUCUACAUUACGGCCAGUGCGACCUAGAUGUCGCCCAGUUGAACUUGGAGUCACCUGCGUCAAUAUCCAGCGAUAUGGCGUCGCAGAAUUCGGUAGAACCUAUCAGGCCACCUUCGGAGAUCUCGGUGGCGCACCAACAGCAGCAGCAGCAACAACAGCAGCAGAGCCAUCCGCACAACUACGAUUGCGCGGUUCAGCAUAACAUGCAGCAGGGCAACAUGCAGGUGCAACAAACGAGCAUUCCGGCUUCCAGUCCGAACAUAGGUAGCGGCAUGCAGAUGCCCCAACAGCAGGCUUCGAACAAAAGGAGUGGUGUGCAACAACAGAGAAAUAGAUCCAGCACCCCCUCCAAGCAGCACAUGCGAGCAACCCCGCCCAGCGCCUCGCAACCCGCCCAACAACACUCCGGAAGCUCCUCCCUGCAACAGAGCCGACAGAGAUCGACGCCCCCCAACUCCCAACAACAGCACGCUGCCAUGCAACAGCAGGCCAGUCCUUCGACCCAAAACCAAUCGCUGCAAACUUCGAUGCAACAGCAGAACGCCUCUCAGCAGUUGCCUUCUCACGCGUCCCUCCACCAUCAAGUGAUGCAUCAGGGUUACGGCCACCAUCCUCAACUGAGCGCAUCUCCCAUGCACCAGCAUCCCCACCACCACUCGGUGAUAUCGCAGUCUAAUUACAUACCGGUCAGCAGCACCCACCAGUUUCCAUCUCAGAGCAGCACCAACACCUACGUCAACGUGCCGAUGACCACGGUCAUACAGCAUCACAGGAUGAACCCCCAGCAGACUGCGAUAAGCGCCUUGGCGGGUCUCGGAGGCACGCACCAAAAAUUGGGUGGUUCUCCCGCUUGUGCCGUCACAACCGGCGCUAAUUUCUUCAUUCAGACCAACAGCCACACCCACGUCCACACGCCCGGACCCAUACCUACUCCUACGCCAACUGCCACCAUACAAGGAAACCCUGGACAAGGUGGUGGAGGUUCCGGAAAUUCCAGUUGUAGCCUGGCUAAGCUCCAACAGUUGACGAACGGUCUCGAUAUGAUCCAACCCUCUUGCAAUACGAUGACUCCGCCUCCCACAGCCAUGACGUUGACGCCUCCUCCCACGCAUCACUCCAUGACCCCGCCUCCCACUCACCAGAUGAUACAGAAUCAACACGUGAGGAAUUUGUCAACGCCUCCAUCGGCCCUUCCUCCCAACCUACAACAGCAGGUACUGGGUUACCACAAGUAUUACCAGACGAACAUGAACUCGAAUCAGUUGGGCGGUGCGGUGACGCCCCCUAUCGGUCAGAAUUUGGCGAGGUCUGGCAGGAACUCUUCGAAUGUGGUGCAACACAUGCAGACCCCGGCCAGUAGGGUGUCGCCGAACGUCACCCUGAACACUAACAUGAUGUACAAUCCGCUGAAUAAUUACCGCAUGGCUGCGCAACAAGCUCCUGGUACGGUUACCGGCUACAUCACGAAUACCGCGGCAGGUUUCAUAAGCAAUCCCCAGAUUCCGAUGCAGAUGGGCGUUAUGAACAUGACGCAGACGCAGUAUCAGGAUCCGGCCGCCAUUCAAAGGGCGGCCCAACAGAACACCAUGUAUACCUACGGUUAUAUCAACGGAGGCCUGAUGUCGCAGUUGAACGGAUCCAUGAGACGAUGAGUUUAAGUGUACAUAGUUUACUGUAUAUAGAAGAAUUAAAGUUCAACAGAUAACGUGAUGUGAGAAUUAUCAUUAAAAUAAUAUUAAACUGGUAGAUUAUCUUUUGAACUUUAAAUUUCAAAUGUAUAUUUGUCAAUUGAGUGAUGAAUAAUUUGGUCGGUCCAUUUAUAACUUUGUUUUUUUCAUAAGUAAAGUUAAUCUUUUCAAACUGAUAUUGUUGCAUACCUUUUAUAUCAUAGCGAGAUAGGCUGAGAAAAAAGUUACUAUUUGUCAUUGAAAGAAAAAAUAUCAUUUUGUAACCAACAAUAUCAGUUUAAAUUAUGUUAACUAGUCUUGUAUAUAGGUUUAUUUCUUUUGAAAAAUGUUUUAUGAAUGGCCCGAUAAAAUUUGUGAUUACUCCAAUACUAAUACAAGCUUAGUAGAAGUGAAAAUUUGCCUUAUCGAUGUUGAUUCACAAUGUAUGUAUCGAAAAAAAUGUUAUGUUUAAACGAAACGGCUGUGCAAGCUUUUUGUACAUAUUUUUUUAUAUUUUGAACAUGGAAAAUGUUAUUUUAAGUGAUGCACUAUAAGAUUCGUUAACUUUAUCCAGGUAAUUUCGUUAUUAACUUUUUUUUUAAUUUUGAUUAAUCUGGAUUAAUAUUGGUAUUAUUCUAAUUUGAUUUAGAAACAUUUUGAAGAUUCUGAUAAGAUACAAAAGUAGAAUGUGGAAUAUAUGUAGAAGUCUACGUUCAUGAUAUAUUUUAGCAUAUAUACCAUGUCUUGAAAAUGAAAGUAUUUAUUUAUUUGAUACGAUGUAAAUACCUGUGAAUACUAAUAUUAAAAGGAUUUAAUAUAAAUGGAUAGGGACGAGGUUUUAUCUAUUAUAGUUGAGAUUUUUCUAUUAUCUUUGUUCAUGCAAGUUUGUUUUUUAUUAUUGAGGUAACAAUUGACGAAUUAUGGACAAAUUCUUAAAUUGUUGCAGUUUUGUAUGAUAGCACUUUAGAUUUGUUAGGAUUCUUUGUUUACCUCAGUUUAUUGUAUAUUUCAGGUUUGUAUAUCACAACAAUCCACACAAUAUAAAAGAUGUUAGUUUUCAAA
Messenger RNA from Harmonia axyridis, 10231 nucleotides. Its product is annotated as histone acetyltransferase KAT6B-like. Gene Ontology annotation, biological process: regulation of DNA-templated transcription; nucleosome assembly. Gene Ontology annotation, cellular component: nucleosome; MOZ/MORF histone acetyltransferase complex. Lineage: Eukaryota; Metazoa; Arthropoda; Insecta; Coleoptera; Coccinellidae. The coding region runs from base 521 to 9154 and encodes 2877 amino acids. The record is from RefSeq and is a predicted model, not a curated record. The transcript has 11 exons. Gene Ontology annotation, molecular function: histone acetyltransferase activity; DNA binding.